CACAUGCACUGCUUUUAGUUUUAUUGAAGACUCUUCACUGUUCAGACGUCGUUUCCGUAACGCUCACCAAGUGUUAGUUUUCUCUCAUCUCGUGUGCCCGCCAAGAACUUAUCCGCAGUUGUUCAGUGCAAAUUUUUUGUUGUUGCUUCAUUCAAUCAUAAUUUAAUAGUGAAUACCAGUGAGAGGAUUAAUAAGGAAAUCCAUCCAAUUAACUACCAAACGACAAUAUAUUUCCACGAGAGCGUCUUCUCCGUGAGAGAUUGAAGAUUAACAAAAAAAAGUGAAAAAAAAUUCUUGAUAAAAAAAUUAUGAUUUGUGUGUGAUUCAAUUAAGAAGUGCCAAGCGCGCCAAGAGAGAAAAGUUCUUUUGGGAAUAAAAUCUUUGUGCAUUUCGACGCCCAGGAUGCUGAAGCACGUUCAAAUAUCUCCUCUUCGCAAUCGUUCGGACUCCCUGUCACUGCGUUCCAACACAUCGUGUUCAUCGUCACUGUGCGGCAGCCCAGAACCCACCGAUGAUAGCCAAUUGCCCACCAGAAGUCCAUCGAGAGCCUCAAGCUAUUCCAGCCUCAGCGACACAAUCCCACAGACAACGAUUAAAAUUUUCACAACAUGCCUCAAGAUUGACAUUGAAUACAAGACUCUGGGGAUUCAGUGGGACACCACGAGCAGAGAGAUUGUCACGCAAGUGCUGCGACGGUGCAAAAUUCGGCACAAGGACCCACGACUCUUCUACCUUUCCAUGGAAGUGACGGUACGACGGGCUGGUGUUAAAACCCUCCUGGUGCUGGAUGAUGAGGCACGUCCGGCCAUUUUACAGGCCUGCCACCCCAAAGGUGAUUCACGAUUCUGCCUGCAGCUUAAGGCGGGCGGACUCGUGCGUGUCCACACUUCAGCCCUGCAGCCACUAUCGCAGUACAAGAGUCUCCUCAUUGCUGAAGAAACCACGGCGGACGAAUUGCUUGGACUUCUCCUCACCACGUACAAUUCCGCGGAACCAGUUGAGCAAUUUUCACUUUAUGAGGUUUGUCCUAAUCAGGAAUACCAGAGGAAAUUACAUCCGGAUGAUCUACCUCUACGAGCACAAAUUCAGCGUCAGCAACGGGGUGAGACAUGCCACUUCCUCGUACGCCGCAAUCCGAAUUAUCCACGUCGUCGACAAAUACUGCCUCCAAUACAGGAGAGUAAUCCAUCGCUAGCAACGGCGGAAGCUGCAAAGGGUGGUGCAGAGAGCGAGGCGAAGGGGGAGGCGACUGUGGCGAAAAGCUCGCCUACCGAGGGGGACCAAAGGAUAUGCAAAAUGUGCAAAAAUACCUUCAAAUCAUGCGAAUAUUGCAACAAACCAUCCAAGAGAGAUAAGACCCCUGCUAGUGCCUCUGCGCACCCAUCACCGUCAUUAACAUACCACCCUGUUUACAAUAUACGAGAAAUAAGGACGGUGUGUCACUCAUUUUCAUCCCUCGGUAUGGAUAAAAAACUCCUUGAUAUCAACAUGAAGCCCAGCAGUGGACAGCGCAGAAAUCAAACAAAGACUAGACCAUAUGGGAAUUUUGUCUACAUCUAGCUUGUAAUUUAUUCACCAUGUUAGGAUUUACAAUCAAUCUCUAUAUUGCUAUAGUGCAUGUACACGCAAAUACAUUACUCCACCUACACAAUGCAUAAAUAUAUAUAUAAUGUAUACGGUAGAUGAAGAAGAAACAAAAGGAUAGAGCUAUUCAAUUUAUUUGUUUACUCUCUUUCAUGUAUUCCACACAUAAUUUGUAAUUCAUCAUUUCCAAUGAAGCUAUUUUAUAGGGCAAAGGAUAUUUUUUUUGCACAAAGUACACCCUUCCACCUACUGUCGUCGUAUAUAUGAUUUCCGGAAGGACAAAAAGACCAAAAUACUAGUCACAUAUCAAAUAUUAAUGUUAUAUUAUGCGUAUCUCAUGUAGCAAACGAGGCGUAAUGUUGAAUGAAGGCAUUUUUUUCUAUGGAAGCACCAUAAAAUGUAAUUAAGUGGAAUAGCAAAGAGUUUUUCUAUUCUUAUAAAAUUCAUGCAACAUACGUAUAAUACAUAGCAAUUGAUUUAUUCCACCGACACAUAAAUAAAUUCCAAUUGAUUAUUGGACCUUUAGUAAGAAUUUCCAUAAACAUUGAGGGAUUUUUUGCAAUAUUUUUGAAUUCAUUUUAAUGACAUUUUCAUGGGAAAAAACACUCAAAGCAUAGAAUUUUUAGAAUCUUUAAAUAUAAUUCAUGAAAAUUUGAAGAUUUUCGUGGAAAAUUUAAACAGCGCAAUGGGGUUGUUUUUCUUUAAGACAAAAUAAUGAUUCAAGUAAAGGAUAAAGAUGCAAUUCAAUCCCCUUUCGAAGAUAACAUAAAACAUCUAAAAUAUCAAGAUGAUUUUUAUGAAAGCAUGCUCUUAGAUUUCUUUAAAGAAUAUAAUAUGAAAAGAAUAAUAUCCUGCGGGUAAACAAUGUUUAUAACCCCAUAAGAAAGGUUUAUGCUGAAUUAAUCGGGUGAAUUUUGGAUUUUUUUUGUUGCUGUUACAUGCAAACUUUCCUUUCAAUGCACGAAGGAAAAUGAAAAGAAAAAUUUCUCCAUUGAUUUACAUAAAAGCUCAGAAAGGCAUGAUAUAUAGCACUAAAUGAGGGGGCUUUGCUCAAAAAUUGACGAGCCAAAUUAAUACCGUCUAAUUGAAGAAAUUUUAUUCCUCUGCUAAUUUUAAUGAAAUUCUGAAAGAUUUUUUUUAAUGAGAAGUGCAAUUAAAUCAAUAUAGUACAGUCGUGCCUUGGCAUAAGAUAGUUUAGGAUAUACUCUUCACACUCAUUAUUUUCAAUACGCGAGAGCAGUACAUCCUAGACUAUCUUAUGCCAAGGCACGAGUGUAUUCUUAAAUUAGAAUUUCUCCCAAUUUUUAUAAUUUGAACUUUUUCUUUGAAUCUUAUUUUUAAUCUGUGCAGAGACUCGAUAAUUUUGGUGAUUCCACGUCACUUUCAAAUAAUGAAAAGAUCAAUCAGAGAAUUUUCCUUCAAUUAUUCUUUUUGUGGAAAUUAAGGUUUAAGAAACAGAGAAGAGAAAACUUCAAAGCCCCUUUUAAUUCCAAUAAAAUUCUAGACUUUUAUUGAUUCCAGAGAAAAGAAAGAUUUAUAUUGUGUAUUGCGUGGUUAAAUGAAACUUUGUAAGGUCAUGAAAAUUAAUUAAUUGUACAUGAACACGGGCCAAACAACAUGCUGCAGGAUAAACUCAAGGAAUAAGAAAAAUUCACAAUUUUAUGAAAUAUUAUAAACUAAUUUUUUCUCAUCUAUAUUUAGCAAAAUUCCCAGAAAACAAUUUUAAAUUAAAUAUAAAUAAGCUCUAGGAAAAAAAAGUUAAAGACAAACCAUAGACUAUAUUAUUUAGAAAAUUUCUGUAUGAAACACACUAAAAAGGGGAUGAACAGUGUUGGCCAAAGAUAACGUCAAAAACAAGUAAUAUAUUAGUUUUUGUGUAAAAGAAAUAAUAUAAACGAUGUAAUGUAAUAUUUUUAUAGUAUCGAAAUAAACUGAAUGUAAGGAAAAAAA
Lutzomyia longipalpis is the source of this 3534-nucleotide messenger RNA. RefSeq lists its product as uncharacterized. The transcript has 4 exons. The record is from RefSeq and is a predicted model, not a curated record. NCBI's taxonomy places the organism in Eukaryota, Metazoa, Arthropoda, Insecta, Diptera, Psychodidae. Gene Ontology annotation, biological process: positive regulation of fibroblast growth factor receptor signaling pathway; signal transduction; positive regulation of epidermal growth factor receptor signaling pathway. The coding region runs from base 403 to 1560 and encodes 385 amino acids.